CUAGGGCCGGGCUCACGCACAAAUAAACCUAAACCCUAGAUCCCGAUCGGUAAACGCAGCUCCUCGUCGGCGAGGCCUUUAACGUAGACAGCUAAAUCCUCUCCGCUACUCUCCAGGUGACGAUUCGAAUCCAUGGCGGAGCAUUUAGCUUCAAUCUUCGGCACCGAGAAGGACAGAGUAAACUGCCCUUUCUACUUCAAGAUCGGCGCGUGCCGUCACGGAGACCGUUGCUCCCGUCUCCACAACCGCCCCACAAUCUCCCCCACCCUCCUCCUCUCCAACAUGUACCAGAGACCCGACAUGAUCACCCCCGGCGUGGACCCUCAGGGGCAGCCCUUAGACCCGAGCAAGAUCCAGGCCCACUUCGAGGAUUUCUACGAGGACAUAUUCGAGGAGCUCGACAAGUUCGGCGAGAUGGAGUCUCUCAACGUCUGCGACAAUCUCGCUGACCACAUGAUUGGCAAUGUCUACGUCCUCUUCAAGGAGGAGGACCAGGCCGCCGCCGCCCUCAAGGCUCUGCAGGGGAGGUUCUAUUCGGGGCGUCCCAUCAUUGCUGAUUUCUCUCCCGUGACGGAUUUUAGGGAGGCUACUUGCAGGCAGUACGAGGAGGAUAACUGUAACCGCGGCGGUUACUGCAAUUUUAUGCACGUGAAGCAGAUUUCGAGGGAGCUUAGGAGGAAGUUGUUUGGGAGGUAUCGUAGGUCGUACCGCCGUGGGAGCAGGAGUAGGAGCAGGAGCAGGAGCAGGAGCAGGAGUGUAAGCCCCAGGCGCAAGAGAGAGCGAGGGGAUGUUAGGGAGCGUGACCGCCAUGGGAAUGGGAAAAGAAGCAGUGAUAGGUCGGAGAGGCAUGACAGGGAUGGUGGUGGUGGUGGUGGGAGGAGGAGACAUGGUAGCCCGAGACGUAGCAGGAGCCCUGUUGUUGUGAGAGAAGGUAGCGAGGAAAGGAGGGCGAGGAUUGAGCAAUGGAACAAAGAACGUGAUGAGGGUGUUUAAGUGUUUUUUUUUUUUUGUUCUCUUCGUUGGCUGUUGUGCUGAUUUGAUUGUCUCGUAAUGGAUAUUUUAUUUGGUGUUUUUUGUUAGAACUUGUGAGUGGCAUGAGACUGGCUUUCCUUAGAUAUAAAGUAAGGUGAACUACUUUUUUCUUGUUUAGAAACUAGUUCGUGUGAAAUGGAUCCUUUGGUAGUUUUGUUGUUGUUCUU
Messenger RNA from Brassica oleracea var. oleracea, 1199 nucleotides. RefSeq names its product splicing factor U2af small subunit B. Gene Ontology annotation, biological process: mRNA splicing, via spliceosome. Lineage: Eukaryota; Viridiplantae; Streptophyta; Magnoliopsida; Brassicales; Brassicaceae. Gene Ontology annotation, molecular function: pre-mRNA 3'-splice site binding; metal ion binding. The transcript is spliced from 2 exons. Gene Ontology annotation, cellular component: U2AF complex; spliceosomal complex. Bases 133 to 993 code for a protein of 286 amino acids. The record is from RefSeq and is a predicted model, not a curated record.